Molecule: messenger RNA, 9033 nt
Organism: Rhipicephalus microplus (southern cattle tick)
Lineage: Eukaryota; Metazoa; Arthropoda; Arachnida; Ixodida; Ixodidae
Source: RefSeq, a predicted model, not a curated record
AUGCGCAAUCCUGCGUGCGCGGCAACGGUAGCGCCGCCGAGCGGUCGACGAGGUCGAGCCGGCUGGCGACGUCGUCGGCUGCAGCAGCAGCGGCUGGCUCGCUCCCAGGUGCGCGGUUGCGGAGUUUUUCCUCUCUGCCGAGUUGGUGCGCGUGUGGUGUGGCCGGGCGUUAAGCGGCGUGCGCGUGGUGUCGUUCGCAGGCGUCGCCAGCGCACAGAUCUGGGGCGCCCCGUGGCUUCAGCGUCCAGUGGCCAGCGGGCUGCCGUGCGGCGCGGUGAUGCUGCGGACAGCAGCGACGGCGGCAGUCCGGCCAUGACUCCGGAGCCCGCCUCCAUGGCGCAGGAUCAGCAGGAACCGGCGGCGCCGCCGCGCGCAGCGAGCCGGACCAGCGGCAACCUCAAACGAGUGUCGUUUGGCAGCCUCAAGGGCUCCAUGGUGGAGACGCUCGUGUACCAGGACCAAGGACCCGCCCACGAACUGGCCCCACUUCUCAACGGGAGGGGCGAGGAGGAGGAGGCGUGGCGCGUGCGAGUGACCCUGUACGAGGCUCAGCGACCGCACCUGGUCUCGACCCCGGAGUCGCCCGUCGGGCCAGACCAGCUCCCCCUGUUGGCCCACUCCGCUGCGAGCAUGGCCAGCCAGCCGGACGGUUACGUCAGGCAGCAGAGCACGGACAGCGGCCUGGACAACCCCUUUCGUCCCGAUGGUGAACUGAGCCGGGAGGCGGACACCAUCGUGAGCCUGAUCAAGGAAGGCAAGCCCAUUACGCCGGUCAAGGGUGAGCCGGACGGAUUCUUCACCCAGCUGGACGGCUCCGUCACCCACUCGUCGUCGCCGCAGCUCCUGCAGCAGGCCAACGGCGAGUCCAAGAUCUCGCCCGCCAAGGCGCCGGCGGCCGUGGCAGCCGACAGGCCCGGCACAAACGGGUCCGCCGCGCCGCCCGGCGUCAAGAAGGGCGUCGUCGAGGUGCAGCAUGGCAUCGUAGUGCCUCCCUCGGACUCCUCCACCGUGGAGCAGGUGAUGAUCAAGAAGAAGCCAAAGUGCAAGUGUUGCGUCAUCCAGUAGGGCGCCGUCAAGUUGUGGACAUUGUGGACUGCUGCUGCUUCGCUCUGUGCCUCUACAUGGGUGUCUCUCUCUCCCCACUAUCCCUGUCGCGCUCUCUUUGGCUUCCUCGAGCUUUUUCUCGUUUCUUUUUUUAAUUUAUUCAUCACGUAGCUGAAGCUGUUGAGCAGCCGAUGGACUAGGGCGGUCCUUCUGAGGGCCGCGCCGACCUAGCGGGAGGUGAUGAUGUCGUCGUCGUCAAAGUGAAGAAAUGCGUCGUAUUUUUGCGAUCCGAGCGUGCCUUUGACCACCGCCACCUUGCUCCAAUGUUUGUGCGACGAGGAGCUAAAGCUAUCCCAGUGAAUUUCCAAAACCAACGCUCUUUUUUCCCCUUUUCGUUCCCGAGUGUUCGAUGCCGCGGUCGGUACGCGCACCUUGGUCAGGCGUAUUUUUUGGUUGCACGAUCUGGCGAGCAUGAGGGCCCGGCCGGACAUGUCGCGAAUGUCCGAGAACAAGCGAGGCACUUGUCUUUUACUCUUCCUCUCCUUUUAGCGAGGCAAGAGCGGUGAAACCGUUAGGUCUUGGACGGGAGUCCUGAGCCUGUCGUUCUUGACGCGGGUUCGUCUACUACACGUCGUUCUGUGGACAGUUCUGGACGUCCCGUAAUCAUGGCGUGCACGUGAGGUGGACUUUAAGGUAAUCUCUCAGGCCUGUGUUUUGUUCCCAUUUUUAUCGCCGACGAACCUAGUACCGCGGGACUCGGUUGGCACCUUGAAACGUCGUUGUGUUAAGGUUGGAAAAUCAUGCGCACCGUGACGGUGAAAUAACGGCGUCUUUUCACGGAACUCGACUCGUACACGAUGCAUCCAUUCUCCUCAAGCACGGCGCCACGUCCUCUAGACUUUCGUGCAGGACGAAGAAGUCAGCAGCUACUUCGCGAUGAACGGGCGUGCAGUACAGGGCGGGCACGUCUUUGUCAGCUUACACAAGUGCGAAUCUUGCACGGUCGUUGCUAAUUUCCCACGCGAUGGGAAGAAAGUGGAAGCGGUGGAGCACGUUUUCCAUCGUCCGAGCUACGCUCGCCGUUCAGUGGACCAGGCCUGGACGCGGGCUCUCAGUUAUCGCAUCUGGCCGGGGACGUGGAGGACACGGACCUUUCCAAAAGGAUUGCGGCGCCGUAGUCAGGACACGGUGUAGAAGAGCGUAGCAGAUCUCCCUGUCCCGACGCAGACGGUGAACUUUGUAAGUUCUGCGAGGCUUUUUUGUUUUGCACGGCCCGCGGUGGCUCAACACCUUGUUUUCGUCGGCGGAGAGGACGCAGGCCAGGCCACGACUGCCGUGUGAUAUAUGUGGUUCUCCCGCCCGCCACUUUUCCUCCCCCCGCGAACUCUCUCGAGAGAGAGACAGCCGCGACGGCGUGCGUUUAUCGAGCGCGUUCGUCGAAAGAGACACGCGCGCGACGUGUACGUAUGUAUUACCUUUUUUUUAUUUUAGAGAGGGCCCCGUGUUGCCAACUAAAGUCGCUGGACACUGGAAAGUCGAGGGGAAUCCCCUUCCGACGCGAAGGAACGUCCCAGUGUGUACCGCAUCCGUUGCGGUGGGCGCCAGAGGCCUUGGAGGUAUCAGAGGGCCUCUAAAACUACCCGGAAAUCGAAAGGUAGUUCUGUUGUUCGCCGUUUCUCACGACGCCACAACGAUCACGGGGCUGCCAGAUUUUUUUCAAAACGGUGCCGUGAUAGCCAUGGUGGAGCUACAGUUGUAUGAUACAAAAGCACGUGGCCCCCCGCUUCUUUCGCCCUUUCCAUUCGCUCAUCUUUCCCGCUGGACGGGUGGUCCUCAGUGAAUAAGGCAAGGCACGGCGCCGUGUCGCCUUAUGGCUGACAGAAAUUAGGUGCCUUUUUUAUUUCUUUUUCUUCCUAACCACCGCCAAAUCGGCGAGCGCUCGUACGUGCGAGCAGACAAACGGGCUCUGGAUGACAUGGCCAGGCACGAACGGUGACGUCACGGCCAACGCUGGGGAUCACCCAAAGGCCCGGACGGACAAGCGAUUAUUUCUUGGAUGUUGUGGCUGCGCCCGCGGCUCGCUUGCGCUGCCGCGUUUAGCAAUGCUAAUCAUGUCGGCACUCUGAACAUGACGCGCACGUUUACUCGAAAUUGUCAAAAAUUUAUCGCAGGUAUAGCUUUUGGGGCCCUUUAGGCGCCGGAUGACCAGCAUACUUUGCCGCAGCACAGCAUACUUUGCCGGAGCUUUCGUUGAACCUUUCCUUCAGAAGCGGAGUACUCCUUUCUCACCCUGAAGAGGUGUACAGAGCUGAGCUUGCCAGCGCGGCAGCUACUGUUGUUAAAUCUCGCUCUAAGGUGACACCGGCACCCUGAAAAUGAGGCAGGCGCGCGUGGCGGAGAUGUCGGGGCAGCUUUUUUUGUUGUUUGCAUGAGCAGGCGCUGUCGUCGGUAUCGAAGACCCUCUCGCAGCUCGUCGACCUGUUAGGCCUAGCGAAUCGCACUCCCGCCUAGCCUCGACCGCAGUCCCCCGAACUGCCGGCAUUGCCUGGCGGAAACCACGCGCUAUACUUUCCAGUGCCUAGCGACUUUACUGCCAACUGGCCCUUCCUCGCGCAAAUCGCUGUUUUCAGCGCGUAUAUAUACGACGUGAAGAAGACACACACAGUUAAUAUAUUUUGUCCUGCUUUGCGUGUUACCGUAGGUGUAAAUAAAGGACAGCUGCACACAUUACGUCGGGCACCAUCCCCCCCUCCUACUCACUAGCCCCAGUGUUUCUUAUUUUUUUCUAUUUUUCAGACUACUCCAUCUCGAGUCCCUCGUGCGUAUCGCACGCGGAACACAAGAAGUGAACGGCUACAUCAGAGGACAGACGCGCGCCGAGACGCGAUAAAGGUCUGACCACACGAACGCGUUGCAGCGCGUACCCGGCGCCGCACCUUUCUCCCUAUGGAGAAGAGGGCACGCGGGUUCGCGUAGCCGCGCCACCCUCUCCCUGUAAAGGGAGAGGAGGGUGGCGCGGCGCCGCAUCGACACGCCUCACGUUGACGCGCUGCAAUGCGUAUGUACGUGUUUCAGUAGGCGAACCUCUACAAAACCGGUUUCGUGUGCGUUCGCGUGUUCUAUGCGCAUGUCUCUUAAAAGGAAAACGAUGCGACAUUCACUGACUAACGAAGGGCUUCACAGCAUUAUUCCAUCGCAGCAUGCGUUGCCUAUAGAGUGGCUGGAAUCGGUGCAUACUAGUAAACCAAAAAAGAGAGAUAUGUUUGUAUUGUUGCUUGACCACGUGAAUGCAAUCGACCUGCGUCUCAUCUGGUGUCCACGAUAGGCAGCGCAGCGAAAUGCUGCACGCCUGUUGUCGCGGCGGUCGUUUCCAAUGCCGCGCCCGUGCGCUUCGUGCGGCGCGUUUUGUUCGCAAAUGUAGCCGUGGCUGUAACAUUUUACGGGCUCCGCGGCCAUCGGUGUAGCAUACGCGGUGGCAGAGUGUACAAAAGCUUCCCUCUCCUUCCACCCUUCCUCCUGUAGGUUCCAUUAUUGCAAAUGUCUUACAACGUCUUUGAUGCCCUCCUUUAUUUGUGUCCUUUUUGUUCUAUCUCCCCGUUGGCUGUUUUUAGUGGCACCUUCGAAAAACGGUUGUUUUCGUCGAGAUGGCCCGUCGUAGGAUGCCGCACAUGGGCGCGCCUCUGACGUAUACACGGCUAUACGCAGUCACAUCAGUCCCAGUUUGUGAGAGUGUGUGUACAAACGAUUUUAAUUUCAAGCUCUCGGCGUGUUUCCUUCGCCGUUUGCUCGCAGAGAUAUAGAUUUUUAUUUUCGAGUUACACCGAGGCCGAGCAAUUUUAACGCCGCAGAUUUAUUUCUUCAACCUAUUUAACGACGCCUGGCAUUGGAGCCAAUCGAGAAACGAGUUGGACGUACGGAGCUGAGCGCCCGCUGGGCCCUAAGGGCCUGACCACAUGUGCGCGUUGUAGCGCGACGGCGCGUGGAUGGUAGACUCGGAGCCGCGCCCUCUCCUUGUAAAGAGAGAGAGCUCGCAGCUUCGUGUAGCUGCUCACCCUCCCCUUUCAUGGAGAGAGGGCGUGGCGCCGUGUCUACCAGAUACAUGCUGGCGCACUACGAAGCGUACGUACGGCCAAGCUUUUUGUUUUGCGGAACUCCGCCAACAUGCUUGUGCUUUCAAAGCCAAGACAGUAUGAAAGAACACAGUGAGUUUUUUUUUUUUUUCUGUGGCAACAGGUGAAGUACCUUUCAGCAGAGGCACUUGUCGCACUUUUAGGCAUAUAUGGUGCUCCCAUUUGAGGAAGACAUUCUUGUUGAGCGGCAUAAAUUGAGGAACGCGCCAUCAGAAGACCAGAAGUUCUGUUGUGGAUACAGCGACUCUAAUUGGUCCCAGUACAACCUCUCGUCGUAACAAUUUUAAGCUUUCUUUUAUUUCGAGGCAAGAAAUCGUACUUCAAAUUUUUUUCGGAGUUUGGAACAUCUUUUGUUGUAAUUAUCGCGCUGGUGCCCGAAAAAAAGAAAAAGCUAUUCCUACUCGCUAGCUGCGGAGUGUGGAGACACAAAAAACGAACGCCAUUUCGAUCACGGUAUCCCCGUGGCCGAUAAAAACUGCUGUCCCAAGUGUGAGCGAUCACGUAGGCCCGAUCGGUGGCACUACAGGACGAUUUGCCGCGGCGUCUACUCGGUUAGAAUACACGAACGCACUAGGGCAACUGUUUUAUUUAAGUAGGCUUUCCUUAGUAAAAUAUCGCUCAAAACAAUGGACGGCGAUAAAAGUCUUGGUUUUGUUUGUUUCUGCGAUGUUUUGUCAGACGGCGCAUCUGGCUUGUGCGUUCGUCACUUUGGUCGGCGGCGUUUGCUCGAAGAAUUGACUGCGUUGCGAAUAGUCGCUUUGGGCCAGUCUGUGUAACCUUUAACGUUACACCUUGCGCCAGCACCGCCUCACCUAGAAAUGCAGCUUGCCUCCAGACAGGCUGUAACCGAGGGCGCUCGCUUCAUUGUGUCGCGUCAGCUGGCCGAACCCGUCGCACGCUUCUCGUGAUACAUGGACACCAUGUGGCAUCAAGUGGCACGCGUUUCAACCUGGCUACGCUUCCGCCACCACUUGUUCGAGUGAGAAAUGACAUUUAAACAACCUUAUAUAUCCUUAUCGGCUGCUUUCGCCAAAGGCAGCGUGCAGAGGUCCCAUCAAGUGCGCCCAUGAAUUACGCAAUGCUACCAUUAGCAUCGGUCAUCACUCGCGACCGAUAUCAGGGGGUCGUGGCGGCCCGUCUUUAAGCUGAAAUCUGCUCUAAGGCGAGCACUGCACCCAAGUCGGGCGUCUACACAACAAGAAUAGUGAUACACAACAAGAAUAGUGAUAGGGCCUGAUUGCGUUUUUUUUUUCUUUUUACCGAAAAGUGCGCUCGACACUUUCCUAUUGGGAGUGAUAUAUGUCGUCCCGAUAGCCGCACGCUGUUCGUGACGAUAUGACUGGCGAUCAUGGUUGUGUUGCAAAAUUACUCCCCAAAUACGUCUGGUCUUAAAGUGGUUGACAGCAGGCAACCGCCAGAUGCGUUUGGCCACUUAUUGAGCAUCCGGCCUCCUCUAUAGAGUGUGGUAUACGACGCCCCCGAAUGAAAUUUAAGUUUAGGAAGAAGCAUGCACUAGCAGCAUCAACGUGAAACAUACUGCACCUCGAGGUAUGAAGUUCGAUUCGGGUUGAUGCGCUUAUGAUUGUACUCGCAGAAGUUCCAGCCCUUCACUGUUACAGAACUGUUGUUGGCGAAUACAGCCGGGAGAGAUGUGCCGCAUGAUUUAAGACAGUCCCAUGUUCACGAUCGUGUUCAUUUCGUUUGCUCGUGUCUGUAACAGUCCGACGACAGCUCUGUGCCGUGUUUUACGCUUGUGUCUUUUGUGUUACCGCGACCCGCUUGAAUACGGUGACGUGUUUGCUCCGUAGAUGAUCGUACCGAAGGUGAUUUAUUUUUAUUAUUUUUGUUAUCCUGCCGUUGUGUCUGUGUGGUUGAGUGUGGCCGUGAGUGUCAGUCAAGAGGACCCAAGGCUUGCUGCGUAGUUUACGAGAUGGACUCGUCACAAUGUGAGAACACGCGUGUCCGGGUUUUUGUACGUGCAGACUUGUCGGUUUAAGACAUGGUGUGACACAACGUAGUGUAUUGUGACCUUGGUGAUUUGCAUGCACAGCGUAUAGCAGACGACGGGAACUUGUAGAAUGAUUCUGCGUGUCGACGAGGGCUGUGCCCGUUUCACAUGUCGACAAUGCUUCUUCAGCCGCACAUGGUUUGUUUUGUCGGAAGUUUGGACACGCAGCUUUCAGUCUGCUUUUUUUUAAUGAAAAAAAAAAAGAUGUGAACGUAAUCUGGUGGCGUCUUUUACCGGUGCAGUGAUCUCUCAGCGAAAUAGUUGGAUGCAGCCUUUGUCCAGAAUAAGCGGAGCCGUGAGGGCGGGACUAGUGUCAACAGUGGCACGUCUAUACAUAGUUGCAUGCUUUACCCAUGGGCUCUGCAGAUGAAGGCAAACGACACCUUUCCUAAUUUUGUCUCGCCAUUGGUUCCGGAGCUUCAUCGAACAUCCACCUAUACGAUAGCUCGUUUUUUUUUUUUUUUUUGGCAAACGCUGCGUGCAUCUUUAUCGCUAUAGCUUUUCUUUUUUUUUCGGUUAUCGAAGAGUUGUUGCAACCGGUAUUCACCGCACACCAUUCGAGUCAGUGUUAUCGAAAAUGAAUUCAGUGGCAUUCACCACUGGAGAGCCGUGACAAUUGAAUAGGCGAAAACGUCAUGUUCGCUGAACAAUCACCGGAAGAGAUUGUUCUGAAAAUUUUCCUCCCCGAUCGGACAGUCCUUGAGACUCGCCACGUAUCAACUACCGCGGCGAUGGAUUUGCGUUUGUUGUUGAACGCUUUUAUUGCAAUGACCGGCCCGCCGCUCUUAUCUGUGAGGUCCUGCGGUAAAGCCUCAUUGUAACGAAAACCGCGAUAUGACAUUUCGUCUAAAAAAAAUGCUCUGCUUGGCUGCAGCUGCAUAGGAAACGUGUUCAUAGCUCAAAACUUGGCCAUCGCUGUGAACCACGGUGUUUAGAAGUAUCUGUGAACUUUGCCGCUUCGACUGAGGCCUUACCGUAUGACUAGAGUCGUCGUGUCGGUUCAGCCUUACUGUUCGUGCAUGUUAUCGUGAAGUUGGUGUGUGCUCGACUUUCCGCUUCGUUUUUGCAUGGAGAAAAAAAAAAGGGUAUAAGAAAGCGUCGCGUGAAAAUUUCGAAGCCUAGCCAUGAAAAAUGAAACGGGAGCAUGCUGGGAAUCGGUGACCAGCGUAUUGAACGAGAGGGAGAGGGGGGAGCUGCGUCCGGGGAACUUUGCUUGUGGACGCCGGGCGCUCUCCAAUUUUUUGUUAUUGUUCAUGGCUCAACCCCCCCCCCCCCCCCAAAAAAAAAAUGGAAUAACACGGUAGUACCAUGGGAAAUUAUAAAUUGGCAGCAGCAAGCACAGGACCGGGUUAGCUGGCGGAACAUGGGAGAGGCCUUUGUCCUGCAGUGGACGUAGUCAGGCUGAUGAUGAUGAUGACCAUGGGAAAUGUGACACGACCGCGAGCGGCUCCGGAAGAGGUAGGCUUGUGGACGCCAUGGUUGUCUCCUAUCUUUUUUUUUUUCCUCCAUGCGCUUUUGUUUUUUAAACAUGAGAGGCCGCAUCGCGCUCCCCUUUCCACUCCCUCUGCCCUGCACUGGCUUCCGCACGGGCCGUCGUGAGACAGCGGGAGUGGACAGCGAGGCGUGGGCGCCGAUUGAAUCGUCUGAAGAGCGCUGCAUGUUGCGCAUGCGCAAUUCUUGUGUGGCACUGCGGUUGUAGGACACUCCGUGCGUUCAUCAGCACGCAGCGUAUGCCGACGUGGCAGAGAAAGCGCAGUGUUGCGGCUCGACGAUGGGCCAGCGAUUGUACAAAAAAAAAGACGGGCCCAUGUGUAGGCCGGUCUGAAUAAAUAUGUGCACCUGCAGAUCGAA